Molecule: messenger RNA, 1384 nt
Organism: Lolium rigidum
Lineage: Eukaryota; Viridiplantae; Streptophyta; Magnoliopsida; Poales; Poaceae
Product: acyl transferase 15-like
Exons: 1
Coding region: 6-1289 (427 amino acids)
Source: RefSeq, a predicted model, not a curated record
ACGAAAUGAGCAAUAUUGUGGUCACAAAGUCUUCACCGUUGUUGGUCGGCCCGUCGGAACCGGGGACGCCGACCGGCAGCACUCGCCUCUCAUGGUUCGAUGAGCUUAGUGGCUCCUCGCCAGUAUCCUUACUCCUGGUGUUUGAUAAGCCAAUCGCCAACCCUGCAGAGACCAUCAGGAGAGCCCUGUCGCGAGCACUGGUGCACUACUAUCCAAUCUCCGGUCGCCUUGCAGCUGGGUCUGCUGACGGCGACGAGGUCGUCACAUACACCGGCGAGGGCCAGGGCGUGCUGUUCGUGGGUGCGUCGGCCAGCUGCGCCGUCGACGACGAGGCGAUGUCGGCAGCGCCGCUGCUCAGCGAUCUCUACGCUCACUACCCUGACGAGCUCUGCCCCAGCCACACCGACCCGUUGCUGCUGAUGCAGGUGACGGAGUUCUCCUGCGGCGGGUUCGCCGUGGGUGUUACGUGGAACCACAUCUUCGCCGACGGAACUGGGAUCGGGCAGCUCUUGCAGGCCAUCGGAGAGCUCGCCCGUGGCAUGCCGCUGCCGUCCGUUGCUCCGGUGCGAUGGGACGAGUCGGUGAUGACAGCCCGCCCGCGAGUGCUGACUCUUGCGGACGUGGAAUUUCUCACGGACGAGGACGACAUGGUCUUCCUCGACCUGACUAUCCCCCCGAGCUUGAUCGGCCGCGUCAAAGCCGAGGCUGGCUCCGACUCCGAGCGCUGCACGGUGUUCGAGGCUGUCGUCGCCGUGCUUUGGCAGUGCCGUGCUCGGGCAGUCAGUGUCCCCGAGGGACACGCUGCUACAUCGCUCAUGUUCGGGAGCAACGCGCGUGGGCUCGUCGGCGCGGCGGAGGGCUACUACGGCAACUGCUACAUCUCGGAGUCAGUCCAGGCGACGAGCGCCCAUGUGGCGAACAGCGACACCAAGGACGUGGUGAAGCUCAUCAAGGCCACCAAGCAGAAGCUGCGAGGCGCGAUGACCAAAAACGAUGACGACGACGGGGUGAACUCAGUGCAGCAGCAGCGGUUAAGCGCAUACAACACGCUCGGCGUGUCAAGCUGGCGGAACAUUGGGCUCGACGCGGCGGAUUUUGGCGGCGGGAGGCCGUCACGAGUUGUGUUGUACGCGAUGCAGGAUAUCGUGCCGUUCUUCGUCCUGUGCCCGCCGUGCAAAGGGAAGGAUGGCGUCAACGUGUUGUCGCGGAUGCUGAAAAAGGAGCAUGUGGAUGCUUUCUUGCACGAGUUGGAGGCACUGACGUCUACUGGUUGUCAAAGCGGUGAGUAAUUAGUAAAUGUCCUUUGCAUUGAUGUUGCCGUACCGGUACCUACUGUCCGUGAACAUGAAUGGUAAAAAUGAAGGGAGGACAUGAAGAUGGUUGU